GUGACAAGCUGUUAAGGGGAGAUAAUACAAAUGUUUAGCAAUGCAAUGGCGCGACCAAAAUUGACACUGUUUGUGUCAUAUAUUUUGGUUUUAAUAAUAAACGGAUCUCAUGCAGCGAGAAAUCAAAAACCAUUCCAAUAUCAAGAAUGCAAGCUUGAUCACUCUAUAGGUGUUGGUAAGGACAGUGUGACCGGUAACUCUCCAACUAUACCAGAUGGCAACCUGUGGGCAUCAACAUACACCACUGAAAACCGAAUGCCUCAUAUGGCUCGUCUGGAUGACCCUACUGGAGCAUGGACGGCCUCCGUUCAGAAUUCUAUGCAGUAUCUUGCUGUAGAUCUUGGAACUACGCAUAUCGUGACCCGUGUAUACACACAGGGUCGACAAGGAAGUGACGAGUAUGUCACAGAAUUUACAGUAGAGUUUUCCAUGGACAAUAAAACAUGGGAGGAAUAUACCAAUGAGUUUGGUUUGACUGAGAUUUUCAAUGGCAAUGACAAUGGCAAUGAUGUAGAAAAGAACAACUUGAUAUAUCCAAUAAUUGCUAGAUAUAUCAAGUUCAGACCUCAGAGAUGGAACCAGUUUAUUUCAAUGAGAGUUGACGUGAUAGGGGGUAUUAUGACUGGGGUUGAAUUUGAGACAAAAGUGUUCUUCAGGCUUGAUUUAGAUAAAAAGAUCUAUCUAGGAGGUGUAGAUACAUUCAACAAGAAAGGUUUGACAACUCGGUAUAACUUCAAUGGUUGUAUAGACUUUGUGCGUUUCAACAGCAUCAAUAUGAUCCGAGAUGCCAAAACGAACCAAGGAUUUCAGAGCCGCUUCCAGACUGUCGGACCUGUAGCUUUCACAUGCUCUGUAAUGUUUAUAUUGGUGAGAGUGGACAGAGAUGGUUUCGUGUAUUAUAAAGUGACAGACAAAGAGAAUCAGAUUGUUGAGGAUGUUGUCAGAAACAUUGACAUUGAGAGUAACACUCAGCAGUUCACUGACGGUCUCUGGCAUACAUUCAGUUUGUACAUAGAUUCUUCAAAAGUUAACGUCACAGUAGACAGAAACUCUAAAGUCUCACUGAGAUCUAUGAACAUCAUAGCUGGCUCAGAUUAUUUUAUAGGUGGAUCCCAGAUAGAGUCAGGUUUCCGGGGAUGUUUACGAAACGUGGAAGUAUCAUCAGCCCCAGUUGAUCUAGAAAAUCUGGAUUCAGGAAAUGUUAACUUGGUUUCUAUUGGUUCGUGUAAGAUUAGGGACAGAUGUACUCCAAACCCAUGUGAACAUAACGGCAGAUGUGACCAGGAUUGGAAUAAUUUCUACUGUGAUUGUGAUGCUACAGGAUAUAAAGGGGCUGUGUGCCAUAUCUCUUCCCACCAGUUAUCGUGUGUAUUACACAAUAUGUACACUAUCAUGGAUGGACAGGAAGAAGUGACAGUUGACCCUGAUGGCUCUGGACCCAUUGAACCUUUCAGUGUUAUCUGUAAUGGAAAAACUGGUUCCUUGUACCCGGUGGAGACCUGGAUUAGACACAACAGCAUGAGUCUUAUCACAGUGAAUGGUUUCCAGUCACCUGAUUACUAUGUCCGUAAAAUAGAGUAUGAAACGGACCUGGCAGGUUUGACAGAGGUUAUAGAACGAUCAGAUAACUGUGAACAGGAAGUAGUAUGGAGGUGUAACAACUCGCGUCUCAUGAUGAGAGACGAUGCAUCAACUGAUGGUAUCCAAAGAACAUACGGCUAUUGGGUUGGAAGAACUUACCAGGACAUGCAUUACUGGGGUGGUGCAGCCCCAGGGACGUACAAAUGUGCCUGCGGACUGACAGAAGAGGGUUGUGACUUGCAGAGUACAACAUGCAAUUGUGACUCUGGUGGUCAGACCUCAGACACUGGAUUAUUAAUGCACAAGGAUUAUCUGCCAGUAAUGGAGCUACAUUUUGGAGACACUGGUUCCCUCACUGAUAAUAAGGUUGGACAACAUCAAGUGAAGGAGCUCAAAUGUUACGGUGACAACUUGCUUGAGAAUGUAAUCACCUUCAGAAAAGCUGAUGCCACCCUGGAAUUUGCUACAUUUGAAGGUGACAAGGCCGGAGAUAUCUGGUUCCAGUUUAAGACAACAGCCACGGACGGUGUGAUGAUCCACGAUACUGGUGACACAGAGAAUGACUUUAUACAGAUCAGAAUGAUCAAUGGAGACACGAUUCAGUUCCGUUACAAUGUUGGUAAUGGUAUCCAGGUUUUGGAAUACAGGACCAUUAACACUUUGAAUAAUGACAUCUGGCAUACUGUACACGUGGAACGUAACCGUAAACAGGCUUGGCUCCGUGUUGACAACUUCCCAGAAGAGGUCCGUAAUGAACCCCAAGAUGAGAUUACUAGACUAAUGGACUUGACAAAGCCUCUAACAGUGGGAGCUGCUGUAGAUCACAGGGAUGGUUUUGUAGGCUGUAUGCGUGGUUUACGUGUCAAUGGAGUACUAAUGGACAUGAGAGGUGCUGUACGCAAGGGCCAGUUUACCUACGGUGUACAUGAAGGUUGUGUUGGAAAAUGCGCCAGCAACCCGUGCUUCAACCAGGGUACAUGUAGAGAGGGUUACUCACAUUAUACGUGCGACUGUGCCUACACACCUUUCAGAGGAUGGAUGUGUUUCAGAGAGGUGGGUGUGAACAUGCAGACCAACUUUAUGAUCCAGUACGAGUUUGAUGACAAACAAGGUCUCUCGGCAACAGAUUUUAUGUACAUUAGGGUCGGCUUUAUCACCAAGAAGAAGCAGGGUAUUCUGAUACAGCUCAGGAAUGAAAAGAACACAGAAUAUAUCUCUCUGGAAAUGAACAACAAUGGUGGAGUGAAGUUUUUCCUGGAUGUUGGUUUUGAGCGUUGGGAACUGAACACUGAUGUGAACAACAUUGAUUUGACCAAUGGACAGGCUCAUGAGGUCAUUCUGCGGAGAGAACAAAAUGGUCGAAAGGUCUAUCUACAGGUUGACAAUUAUGAGAUAGCUAAGGGAACUCUCGGAGAGAAGAUCAGUGACACGAUUCUAGAUGAUCCCAAAUAUCUCUUUAUUGGAAACAAUGAUACGGAGAACACGGGUAAAGGAUUUGAGGGCUGUAUCUACCGUAUGCAGAUAGAUAACAUUUAUCCACUGAAGAGAGCUUUCCAGGAUCCAAGACCCUCAUUUAUCAAACCAGUUCCUGAAGACAAAGUUCGUGAAGAUAUGUGUGGUUUUGAGGAGAUAACACGGGAACCCGAUCCGAUAGAAGUGCGACCUUAUGGACCAACAUAUGUGAACCUGACCUUACCUCCGCCCCCGGAGGACAGGUCUGGAGAAAGACAGCUUAUUGUUGGAGAAUCCGUAGUUGAGGAUAUGUGUGGUUUUGAAGAGGUAACAAGGCCGUCUGACCCAAUCGAGCAGCGGCCAUGGUUACCGACCUAUGUGAACAUUACAGCUCCUCCACCUAUCGAGGAUAGAAGUGCAGAACAACAACUUAUUGUUGGAGUUACCGUGGCAGCAGCAUUCCUGAUCUUCAUUAUCAUCUUAAUGGUUUUCUUCAUCUACUUCCGGCAAAAAGGAGAUUAUGAAACUAAGGAAGCUAAAGGACAGGAAAAUGCUGACAAUCCCGACGCCGCCAUUGUAUUUUGUUCAACUGGUGUACCGGACAUUCCAAAACGACAAGAAUGGUUCAUGUAGCACUUGUGCUAGGAAGUACCUCGAAAAAGUUUGUGCAUAUGUAAAUAGUUAACAAAUAUGUAGAAAAUGUAUAGCGGAAUAAAAGAUUACACAAAACAGACAAUUUACAUGUGAUAUAUGUGUGUUGAAAUUAUGUAUAAAAUACAUAGUGCUGUGCAUAUUUUAAGUUGCUUAACAUGUAUUGUACUUUUACAUUAUUUCAUUAAUCAAAGCAUUAUAAUUUUUGAUAUGAAAAAUUUGUAACUGGCUGAAGAUGCCCAGUCUUACAAUAUUUGAUUUAUUAUUUAUUAUUAUUUUAUUACAAACUUCGCUUUGUAAUAAAAUAGCUGACAGAAAAAGUACAAUUCAGAUUAUUUUUAGUCAUUUCAAUUUUUAGCUCAUCUGAUUUUUUGAAAAAAAAUGAUGAGUUAUUGUCAUCACUUGAGCGGUUGUCGGCGUCGGCGUCGGCGUUGCCUGGUUAAGUUUUAUGUUUAGGUCAGCUUUUCUCCUAAACUAUCAAAGCUAUUGCUUUGAAACUUGGAAUACUUGUUCACCAUCAUAAGCUGACCCUGUAUAGCAAGAAACAUAACUCCAUCUUGCUUUUUGCAAGAUUUAUGGCCCCUUUUGUACUUAGAAAAUAUCAGAUUUCUUGGUUAAGUUUUAUGUUUAGGUCAACUUUUCUCCUAAACUAUCCAAGCUUUCGCUUUGAAACUUGGAAUACUUGUUCACCAUCAUAAGCAGACCCUGUACAUCAAGAAACAUAACUCCAUCUUGCUUUUUGCAAGAAUUAUUGCCCCUUUUGGACUUAGAAAAUCAGUUUUCUUGGUUAAGUUUUAUGUUUAGGUCAGCUUUUAUCCUAAACUAUCAAAGCUAUUCCUUUAAAACUUGCAACACUUGUUCACCAUCAUAAGGUGACCCUGUACAGCAAGAAACAUAACUCCAUCCUGCUUUUUGCAAGAUUUAUGGCCCCUUUUGGACUUAGAAAAUAUCAGAUUUCUUGGUUAAGUUUUAUGUUUAGGUCAACUUUUUCUCUUAAACUAUCAAAGCUAUUGCUUUAAAACUUGCAACUCUUGUUCACCAUCAUAAGCUGACCCUGUACAGCAAGCAACAUAACUCCAUCCUGCUUUUUGCAAUAAUUAUUGCCCCUUUUGGACUUAGAAAAAUCAUUUUCUUGGUUGAAUAUUAUGUUUAAGUCAACUUUUCUCAUAAACUAUCAAAGCUAUUGCUUUAAAACUUGCAACAGUUUUUCACCAUCAUAAGUGGACAUUGUACAUCAAGAAACUUAACUCUAUCCUGCUUUUUGCAAGAGUGAUGGCCCUUUUUGGACUUAGAAAAUCAUGGGUAGAACAAUAUUUCUAUUAUACAAAAAAAAUCAGAUGAGCGUCAGCACCCGCAAGGCGGUGCUCUUGUUAAUUAAAUAUUUAAACAUGCUGCUUAUUAAUAGAAAUAUUGUAAAAUUAACCACAUUAGUUAAAAAAACACAGGUUUGUACAAUCAAAAUGUACAUAUCAUGUUUUGUUUUAAAUAUUUUUUCGUGUUAAAAUGUUUACUUUAUUUUUUAGCAAGUAUGUUUUCUCAGCUUUAGAGAUCUAAAAGUUAGUGUACAUAUUUUUAUGUCAACUUUGUGAAUAUUGCACAUUCCAAAUUUUUAAUUUCCAUGUAUAUAUAGGUAAAUAGCAAUAUUUUUAUAUACCAAGGUCCUCUCAAAAGGUUGUGAAUUGUAACAUAUCAUACAUGUUGUGCCGUCUUACUAUAUUCAUCAGUAAUGCAAGAUCAUGUCGUUUUCGCUUGUAUUUUUGUACCAGCUGAGGUUUUCUUCCUUGAAAUUUGCUUUAGAAAUCCAUAUGAUAGAAUGUCUUUUCUGAACUUGACAAAUUUAAUAGCAUAUACAAAAAGGUAGGUUGUGAUAUACACAUAUCGUUAUUUAUUUAUACAAAUAAUUGCUACAUAUCAAAUUUUACCAUGGUUGUAGUCCUUCUUUUGUCAUUUUUUUAGAACAAUUUUUAAUGUACAUAUUAAUGGUAGCAUUUCAAAACAAUAUCUGUUUCAUGGAGUAUUUGGUUAACAUUUUUGAAUAUUUAUGCCCCCCUUUGAAAAAGGAGGGGUAUAUUGUUUUGCAGAUGUCGGUCGGUCGGUCGGUCAGUCGGAAUGUAGACCAAUCCGUUUCCGGAUGAUAACUCAAGAACGCUUGGGCCUAGGAUCAUGAAAGUUGAUAGGGAGGUUGGUCAUCUUCACCAGAUGACCCCUAUUGAUUUUGAGGUCUGUAUGUCAAAGGUCAAGGUCACAGUGACCCUGAAUAGUAAAACGGUUUCCGGAUGAUAACUCAAGAACACUUGGGCCUAGGAUCAUGAAAGUUGAUAGGGAGGUUGGUAAUGACCAGCAGAUGACCCCUAUUGAUUUUGAGGUCAGUAUGUUAAAGGUCAAGGUCACAGUGACCCUGAACAGUAAAAUGGUUUCCGGAUGAUAACUCAAGAACACUUGGGCCUAGGAUCAUGAAAGUUGAUAGGGAGGUUGGUAAUGACCAGCAGAUGACCCCUAUUGAUUUUAAGGUCAGUAUGUUAAAGGUCAAGGUCACAGUGACCCUGAACAGUAAAACGGUUUCCGGAUGAUAACUCAAGAACGCUUAGGCCUAGGGUCACGAAAGUUGAUAGGGAGGUUGGUAAUGACCAGCAGAUGACCCCUAUUGAUUGUGAGGUCAGUAUGUCACAGGUCAAGGUCACAGUGACCAGGAACAGUAAAAUGGUUUUCAGGCAAUAACUCAAGAACGCUUGGGCCUAGUGUCAGGAAAAUUGAUAGUUAGGUUGGCCAUGACCAGCAGAUGACCCCUAUUGAUUUUGAGGUCAUUAGGUCAAAGGUCAAGGUUACAUUGGGCAGGAACAGUUAAAUGGUUUCUGAUCUUCUUGUCCAAAACCAUAGGGCCUAGGGCUUUGAUAUUUGGUAUGUAGCAAAAUCUAGUGGUCCUCUACCAAGAUUGUUCAGAUUAUUUCCCUAGGGUCAAAUAUGGCCCCACCCCUAGGGUCACAUGGUUUAUAUAGACUUAUAUAGGAAAAAACUUUGAAAAACCUCUUGUCCAAAACCACAUGGCCUAGGGCUUUGAUAUUUUGUAUAUGACAUCAUCUAGUGGUUCUCUACUAAGAUUAUUCAAAUUAUUCCCCUAGGGUCAAAUAUGGCUUCGCCGUGGGGGUCACAUGGUUUACAUAUACUUAUAUAGGGAAAAACUUUGAAAAUCUUCUUGUCCAAACCACAAAGACUAUGGCUUUGGUAAUUUGUAAUGUAGCAUCAUUUAGUGGUUUUCUACCAAGUUUGUUCAAGUUAUCCCUCUCGGGUCAAAUAUGGCCCCGCCCCAGAGGUCAUAUGGUUCAUAUAGACUUAUAUAGGGAAAUUUUACAAUGAGCAGAUAAUUUCUGUUCCUUGUGCAAUUACUGAAUGCAUCAAGGUGGGCAUUUCGUGUUCGACGAGCUCUUGUUUUGGUAAAAUUGAGUCUGUAUAGAAUAGAUUGUUUUAUUAUGUGUAAGGCAAAAGUUAGUAAAAAGAAAACUUAAAAUGUCAGAAACAACGACACUGCUGCAACAGUUCUCAUGUGUUCUAUGUUUUUAUAAUGUAAAAUAUUCCAUCAAAAUUUAGUUUACUCUUCAGAAAUAGAACAAAUAUGCUUUGUGUUGAUUCUUGCAUUGCAUUUUAAACAGUUAUCAUUGUACAUAUCUGUAAACUUUUAAUAUUUAGAUUAAUAUUUUACAUAUUCUUGUGUAUGUAUAUUUUUUGUAUAUAGUCACUUUUUUAUACAGUCAUUCCAGAUCAUUAUAUGCAACACGUAUCGUGUUUAUAGAAACAUAUCGGUGAUUUCAUAUUCUGCAUUGAAGUUGAUAAAUGUCAUCAUUUGCAUAUAUCAAGUCAGACCAUCCAUGCACACUCAUAUUUUUUAUAUUAAAGGUAAAGAAACA
This is a messenger RNA of Mercenaria mercenaria, 7586 nucleotides long. RefSeq names its product neurexin-4-like. The record is from RefSeq and is a predicted model, not a curated record. Lineage: Eukaryota; Metazoa; Mollusca; Bivalvia; Venerida; Veneridae.